AAGACAGGGUUGUUUCUCUUUUAUUGUUAAUUGACCAUUCUUUAAAUGGUCAAUUAACAAUAAAAAUAAAGGGGUGUAUUCUGAUUGGGCACUUGUGGAGAUCGACUUACUUCCCCGCCUCAAACUGGAAUUAGAGAAGUCAUUUCAAAAGAACUUUGGAUAAAUCUCAACUCCGCGUUAGUCUUGAGAAGAGACAGUUGCCUAUUACUGAAUGCACUGCGAUCAAGUUAUCUGAAAAAAGGACCAAGUAAGUUAUCAUUGAACGAUGAUUCGAUUGGUCGCGUCACUCAUAUGCACGUUCGAUGGGACAUUUCGUUACUUACCUGACGAUUUCAUGCGCGGAAAUAGACUAACAUACCGCAAAGAAGACCCAAGGAGUCGGAAAUUGUGCAUUGAUUCUCCAGUUGUUUUGGUUUUUAUCAUUUUUGCAAUUAUCCUUGUGGGUCGCACUUGGAAGUCUGACAGAUUUUUGAUAGGACGUUUCGUGGAUGUUACACAAACACAACGGCGUGAGGCUUCAUAUGGCUGGUUAGACCAGCGAGCAACUCAGAUCAUCCUCUUCCAAAGGAUCAAGAGCGGUGGCUUUCCAAUUUCAUAUUAGUUAUUAACAGAGAUUUAGUCAACCAUGGAAUCAACUAUACCAAUCAUCGACUUAAGCGCUAUGUGUUUGGGUAAAACAACUGAACAUUCUUCCUCAUCAGAAAUCAGCCAACUUGCAGAUGAAAUAUACCAGGCUUUCUGUACGGUUGGAUUCGUUUACAUUAAAAACCACGGUAUUCCACAAGAAAAGAUUGACACAAUUUUUAAGUUAUGCGACGAGUUUUUCCAACUGGAUUAUGCUGUGAAGCAGAAAUAUGCGAGACCAGCCAGUGGUAGUGGUCAUGGAUGGGUGGCAUUUGAGAGAGAAAAAGUUAGUCUAGACAGACCUGCUGAUCACAAGGAAGCCUUUAACAUAACAGAGCCUCAAACUCACCAGCGUCCAUGGCCUGAUAAAGAAGUACCAAAUUUCCAAAGCGAGAUUGCUUCCUUCUUCGAUAUCUGUGGUGACCUGUCUUUAAAAAUCCUUCACAUCAUGGCACUUGGACUGCAGCUUGAGAAUCCAGGUGUUUUUACAAACACUCACAAGGUAAUGGCCAGUACAAAGAACUGUACCACCUUACGACUGUUACACUACCCAUGCAUUCCUCAAGACAAGUUAAUUAAACCAGGACAAAUUCGCUGUGGAGAACAUACUGAUUAUGGUUCAAUCACUCUCCUCUUUCAAGAUAACAUGCCUGGACUGGAGGUCUUACCUAUUGGAUGCACAGAGUAUGUACCUGCCCCUCCUCUGCCAGGAACAAUUGUGGUCAAUGUGGCAGACCUCAUGCAGAGGUGGACUGCUGACCAGCUGAAGUCAACGCGCCAUCGAGUUUCCAUUCCUUCAGAAGAGUGUCACCGGCGUGUUCCCAGACGUUCUUUAGCCUUUUUUGUCCAUCCCGAUGACGACACGGUGAUCACAUGUCUUGAUGGAUCUCAGAAGUACUCUCCAAUAACGGCCUAUGAUUACCUUUGGCAACGGGUCAAAGCAACCUACGAAUACUGAAACAGUUCACAAGAUUUUGGAUGCAAGGAACUGAUUGAAGUUGUGCUGGUCAUUUUAGUCAGUUCGAUUUAGAAAAGACAGAAGCAUACAAUUGAGAAAGGACAAGUGAUAAUAGUUUUUACAUUAAAAUUUUUAGCAGUAGCGCUCUUAUCACUGUGAAUCUGACGAUUUUGAAGACCACAGUUUGUUGGGCUGAGUCUUGUUAAGCCAGGCAUAAAAGGUUUGCUCGCUGAAUUCUGGAUUGAAAUUUCCGGGCUCGAGUCAGGAUCAUUUCCGUAGUCUAGUAGUGACGUGCAAUCGGUUAAACUCCCUUUUAAGGGGAGAAUAAUAUCAAAACUCACGCUACAAAAUCCAAGAUUAGCUCCGGAUACGAUUGCGCGAGGAGGAUGAAAAGGUGCCAAAGGCACGAAUAGUUUGUGAUGAUUAAAACAGGAUUUACUGAUAGUUAGGCUUACAAUCGGCCAUCAACCAUAGAAGUCAGAUAGAGUGGCUAAUGCUAGAAGACACAGUUAACGCCCUUGGUCAAACGGGUUCAAUAUUUCAUAAAACGGUGCAAAAUCUUGAGACUUGUCCUUCAUUUUCCUUUGCGAAACCGAAUGACGAAUUUGGGUACUUUUCGUAGCAUUUUUUACACCCGGUGUAACGGGGUAUGCGCAGCACUUACCGUUAGACUGAGGUGCUUUUUAACACUUGUCUAACUUCUUCGUAUUGCAUUCCGUCUUACAAUAACUAGAAGUGUCUUCUGAUGAGUGUCUGAGCACCAAGGAAACGCUCAAUCAGUACAAAAACAACUAUUACACUGAGAUCCUGGUGAUAACUAAGGAUAAUUGCAUACAAAAUACAUAGUGCUUCAAGUGCGGGAGAUACGAGAGAUCAAUUUGCCAUAUAGUUGAUUUUAAUCUUGUCCUAAUGUUGGUCAAAGAGCAAAAGUAGUCUCACACUGUAGGCAAAUGGGUAAGUUGAGGUUAUACCUCCGACCUUGGAAACCCCUAAAUAUCACUCCAUCACUCCGAUCCAUCUCAGCUGGUGAAGAAAUCAAGUGACCUAAGCAUGGGCUAUUGUAUCGAUCUUGAACGAAAUAAACUGAACGAUCCUGCGAGCUUUUCCUACUU
Molecule: messenger RNA, 2694 nt
Organism: Stylophora pistillata
Lineage: Eukaryota; Metazoa; Cnidaria; Anthozoa; Scleractinia; Pocilloporidae
Source: RefSeq, a predicted model, not a curated record